Molecule: messenger RNA, 1066 nt
Organism: Hordeum vulgare subsp. vulgare (domesticated barley)
Lineage: Eukaryota; Viridiplantae; Streptophyta; Magnoliopsida; Poales; Poaceae
Product: 60S ribosomal protein L22-like
Exons: 1
Coding region: 139-888 (249 amino acids)
Source: RefSeq, a predicted model, not a curated record
CAUCCAUCCCCAUCACCGCCGCCGCAAUCCUCCCUCCUCACCUUCAUCCAGAUCCACUGAGCGAUCGAGAGAAGGAUCUCGCCGGAUCAGCAGAUCAAGAAGUCCGCUCGGCCGGAUCUCAUCUCAGCCACAGUCACCAUGGUCGUCGCGCUCGGUCCCGGCAGGUUCUACGGCAGCGGUCUGCCCCGCCCACGCGUCUUCCCCGGCGACCGCGUCGACCCGCCGGCCCCCGUCACCGACGCGCUCCUCUGCUGGGCGCGCGACGCGCACUGGUCCAUGGGCGGCCUCGGCGCCAAGCGCCUCCGCCUGCAGGGCCGCAUCGAGGGCAACCUCGUCAAGCUCCGCCGCAUCGCGCGCCGCGACGCCAGGACCUCCGCCAAGUCCUCCAAGUCGUCCAAGAAGUUCCGCGCCGCGGGGCACGGGCCUGCCCCGGCCACGCUCGAUGACGCGCUCGGCUCCGACGACGACGACGACUCGGAGGAUGAGACGGAGGUCGCGGCCCAGGAGAAGGCGCUGCGGCGCGAGGUCGUGGAUGAUGAUGAGGACUCUGAGUCCGGCGAGUCGGAGGGGGAGGAGGUGCCGCUCGUUACCAUCGCUGCCGCCGCCAAGAGGAAGCGUGCCAGGAAGCUCUCUGACGAGUUCGACCGCAUCGCCGCCGCGCAGGAGGACGGCGGGAAGAAGAAGCCCUCUGCCGUGGCUCUGGCCAAGGCGCCGCUGAGGAAGAAGGCUUCUGCUUCUGCUGCUGCGGCCCCUGCUUCGGCAUCUGAGGUACAGGUGAGGAGGAAGGCGGUGGCGCCUCCGGCUGGGGCGGCGGCGAGGACGUCGCCGAAGAGGAAGGCUGCUGAGCCGCCGGCGGCAAGGAGGACCUCCCCAAGGUCGAAGCACUGAUGAAUUCAGAUCGGUGGCUCUAGCGAUUGUGGUGUGAUCUUGGAAAUGCAGUAUGCUGUGUGUUCGUUGAAAUGCUUGAAUGCAAUCUAGUGUCAUGCUUCUUUCUGUAUAUGAAUCAAAUCCCUCAAAUGUCUCUGGUAAACUCCGAAUUAUCUUGAAAUAAUUGUUCCUGCUCUGA